This is a messenger RNA of Eptesicus fuscus (big brown bat), 351 nucleotides long. RefSeq names its product 40S ribosomal protein S25-like. Gene Ontology annotation, molecular function: structural constituent of ribosome. The record is from RefSeq and is a predicted model, not a curated record. Bases 43 to 351 code for a protein of 102 amino acids. Lineage: Eukaryota; Metazoa; Chordata; Mammalia; Chiroptera; Vespertilionidae. The transcript is spliced from 2 exons. Gene Ontology annotation, cellular component: cytosolic small ribosomal subunit.
CUUGGCAAGGCAGAAGCGCGUCCCUGCUCUCCCAGUCCCGCAAUGCCGCCCAAGGACGACAAGAAGAAGAAAGAUGCUGGAAAGUCGGCCAAGAAAGACAAAGACCCCGUGAACAAGUCGGGGGGCAAGGCCAAAAAGAAGAAGUGGCCCAAAGGCAAAGUUCUGGACAAGCUCAAUAACCUGGUCUUGUUUGACAAAGCCACGUAUGACAAGCUCUGUAAGGAAGUUCCCAACUACAAACUGAUCACCCCAGCUGUGGUCUCCGAGAGGCUGAAGAUUCGCGGCUCCAGCUGCUGGAGAUGCAUGAACAAGAGAUCUCACCAGCUAUUGGACAGAAAUAAGGAGCACUGA